Cotesia congregata is the source of this 1332-nucleotide messenger RNA. Lineage: Eukaryota; Metazoa; Arthropoda; Insecta; Hymenoptera; Braconidae. The record is from the annotation of a GenBank genome assembly.
AUGAUAAAAUGCAUCAACGUAAAAGCUAUUGUAAUUAAUUUCAUCUUUAUUGUCACGCUAACGAAUCCAUCGAGUCUGAAUGAAUAUAGUAGAACAGUCGACAAUAAGAACAACCAAAAUGUUGGAAGUGUCAUCUUUGAUAAGAACGACUUAAAGAAAACAUGCUGGAAUAAUGAACAAUUGACAUUAUUGAUGAGCCGGAAAAUAUUUCAGGAUUUAUUGCCAGAGGUAGAAACACUUGAUGCUGAAAAUGAGGAAUUCCCUCUGUUAAUGGUGGAGUACAUGGACAUUUGUUUGGGGAUGGUUAAAAAAUCAGCAACUGGUAGAAUCCAACAAUUAUUGAAAAGAGCUUUGGCCGACACAUUGGCCGGUUAUCUUUACACUUACAUUCUUCCUAUGAUCAGGAAAUCUUAUUACGCCGGUAAUAUCCUGUACGAAGAUGCUAAAGAACUUUUUGAUUUGUACCAUGAGAUAUUAGGAUUCAUGCAUACUGAUGGAGUUGGUUGGAUUAAGCCUAAAAAUGAUAUCCAAUAUGAAGGAGAACCUAUUACAGUAGAACCUGAUCCUGAAGCUUGUUCAAACUUGGUUCUAUAUCCAGAAAGCGGAGCCCUUAAUAUACCGGUACCUUUUCUUGAUGACAACAAAAACCCUACCAGUAUAGCAUUGCCAUUCCAGAAUGAAAGUCUUUUUUCUCUUUUUACCGAGAACUCGGCAUUUAUUCUUUUAAAAUACUACAAAGUUGGUUACGGUUGUAUGUCAUCUCCCCGAGAGAAAAGAGGAGGAGAAGAAACUACUCAAAGUUCAAUUGACUAUGAAGAAUCCGAUAAUCCUAUCGUCCAAUUAGCUCCAAUUAGUCCUACGUCAACAUGCUCACCAAAUGAAGCAAAUAAAUCAACGUGGUCGACAUGGGAAAUUAUUUUAAUAUGUGUAAUAUUCGCAGUAUUACUUUGGCUGUUAGUUGGCAUCUGUGUAGUAUGUUGUAGAAAAAAUUACUCAAAUUAUUAUCGGGAUGGAACACCCUUUGCUGUGGUCUACAAAAAUGACAAAUGUAUCAAUCAGGAGAAUGUUCCUUCUGGACGAGAUGCUAGACAGUCAAUGUGGUCAUGGAAGAAAAAAAAUUCUGAUCCUGGUUGUCCGUGUGGCGGAGAAGUUGAUAUUGAAGGAAGAGAAGAAGAAUUUAUAAGUGCUAUGGACUAUCAAAAUUACAUGACAAAUGAAGUUAAUGAAAGAACAAAAAAAAUAGGUUUUACUUUAAAACCAACAGUUAAAAGUGCGCCUAUUAACUAUCACGAUACGGAUUCAGUUAUGUCUACCUCGGGAAGAAGUAACUGC